This is a messenger RNA of Pogonomyrmex barbatus (red harvester ant), 1157 nucleotides long. RefSeq names its product Rieske iron-sulfur protein (gene RFeSP). Lineage: Eukaryota; Metazoa; Arthropoda; Insecta; Hymenoptera; Formicidae. Gene Ontology annotation, molecular function: quinol-cytochrome-c reductase activity; 2 iron, 2 sulfur cluster binding. Gene Ontology annotation, cellular component: membrane. The record is from RefSeq and is a predicted model, not a curated record.
CCGAAGCGACUUACAUCGUGGCGCUAGUGACGUAUCGUUCCGUGUGUCUCACGGAUGUGUGUCCGUUCGUCGUCGUCGCGGACGUAUUUGCCGUAGAAAAUGAACGUGAUCGCGAGGUCGACGGCCGUCGCGCCGUUCCUGCGAGCGACGGCGACCGUCGUCUCGAACGGAGGGUUGCCCGUGGCCUCGACCGGUAAGGUUCACAAGCCAAAGAUUGAUGUUCCUCGUCCCUUCAAUCGCAUACUCCAGCAGACCAUGCAUCAGGAUUUUCUUACCGGACCUACGUGCAUAAGCUCGGGGAUCGCAGUUAGCACGCGAGUGUAUCAACGACGUUUGGCACAUACUGAUAUUCAGUAUCCUGAUUUUUCUGAUUAUCGCCAAGACGAAGUAAGAGAGUCACAUGUAAAGUCGAAAGAAAGCGCACCAUCGCGAAAGGGUUUCUCCUACCUUAUUGCAGCUGGUGGUUCUGUGGUAGGAGUCUACAGUGCGAAAGUGAUAGUACACGAUCUCGUUGGGAUGCUGAGUGCAUCGGCCGACGUACUCGCCAUGUCAAAGAUCGAGAUAAAGCUCGACAGUAUUCCCGAGGGCAAGAGUGCUGUCUUCAAAUGGCGCGGAAAGCCUCUGUUCGUGCGACAUAGAAGUGACUCAGAAAUCGCGACGGAAAACAAAGUGGACGUUGCGAGUCUUCGUGAUCCGGAAGAAGACAGCGCUCGCGUGAAAGAUCCCAAGUGGUUGGUCGUCCUAGGCGUAUGCACACACUUGGGAUGCGUGCCCAUCGCUAACGCGGGUGAUUUCGGUGGUUACUAUUGCCCGUGUCACGGGUCUCAUUACGACGCCAGCGGUAGGAUUAGGAAAGGGCCAGCUCCGUUGAACCUCGAAGUACCACCGUACGAUUUCAUCGAUAACAUGCUCGUCGUUGGUUAAUGACUAUUCAAUACCUGUAGUCAGUUAAUAAAAUAAUUUAUGAUAGGAUACUCCGUGGACACAUGCCUGUGACACCUGUCCAUUUCCACCGUCGCGGAAAAAUUGAGCCUUGUUUUGUAUAUUUCUCGAAACACACACCAACAAAUUGGAGAGCUAUCGUUCAAACAUUGCGUGUACAGCGGCCGUUGUACCGAAUUUAGAAUAAAUGUUAAAUAAAUGAAAAUCUUGAUAAA